UGCUUCAAUCCUCAAUAACCCUAAAUUUCUCUCACUUCUUUCUCCUAUCUCUCUUGCGCACCACCUGUUCGACUAAAUUACAGUGAGAAAAAAAGAAACCCAGAGCAGUUGCCAUGGUAGUCCCUCUUCGACCUGGCAAAUUCUACGGCAGCAGCCUUCCUCGGCCCAGGUUCUACACCGAUAUCAAGUUCAGCGAUGAGCGUGUCGAUCCACCGGUUUCGGUACUGGACCCACUCAUGUCUUGGGCAAACGAGGCUCACUGGUCGAUGGGUGGUCUGAGCAUGAAUCGCCUUCGUCUUCAGGGGAAGAUUGAGGGAAAUGUGCAGAAGCUGAGGAAGGAGCAAGAGAAGGCUCUAAAUAAGAAGAUCGAAAAUUCAACACCGAUUAGCUCAUCAAAGAAGGGUGUUGGAAUCGGGGGUCGAAGGGGCGGGGAUCUGGUUGAUUCGCCUCCACCCGCUCCAAUUUUGAAGAAGAAGCGAGGGAGGGCGAAGUUGUUGGAUGAAGAGGAGGAAGAGUUUGAGGAGGAUGAAGAGGACGAGGAGGAGACUGAGAUUGAGACUAGAAAAGUGGUGAAGGCCGUGAAGCGAAAUGGCGAAAUGAAGAAGAGGAGAAGGCUUGUUAGGAAGCUUGGGGAUGAUUUUGAGUUGGUUGCAUCUGAGAAUCAGAAAAGUGGGAGGAGUCCUUUGAAGGAUCUGAGCAACGGAUUGGUUUCUGAUACCGGUGUCGCGCUGAGGACUCGCAGCAGGAGAUCUAUGGUGGUGAUGGAAGAGGAGGGUGAAGAUGAUAAUGGCGGAAAGAAGUCAAAGGUCGCCGUCGAAAAUGGUAAAGCUAAGAAAGUCUCAGAAAAGAAUGUUUCGGUUUCUCCAAAGAAAGUGAGUAAGAAGAAUAGGGAAAAGGGCUCUGUUUCACCAAAUGGGUCAAGAAGUUCACCAAGAUUGAAGCAGAAAUCAAUUUAGUUAAUUGAUAAUUUACUAAUUAGUAUGCCUAAUUAAGUCUGAAAGAAACUUUAAUGUGGUGAGAUUUGAUGUUUAUAUGUUAGAGGUAGGAAAAAUGAGAGUGGGUUAAGUUAUUGCUUCAUCUUCUGGUUGUAAGAAGUGUUAAAUCUGAAAUCUGAAAUCUGAAAUGAAAAAUG
This is a messenger RNA of Spinacia oleracea (spinach), 1132 nucleotides long. RefSeq lists its product as uncharacterized. NCBI's taxonomy places the organism in Eukaryota, Viridiplantae, Streptophyta, Magnoliopsida, Caryophyllales, Amaranthaceae. The record is from RefSeq and is a predicted model, not a curated record. The coding region runs from base 114 to 956 and encodes 280 amino acids. The transcript has a single exon.